This is a messenger RNA of Camellia sinensis, 1719 nucleotides long. Its product is annotated as tryptophan synthase beta chain 1. The record is from RefSeq and is a predicted model, not a curated record. Gene Ontology annotation, molecular function: tryptophan synthase activity. Gene Ontology annotation, cellular component: cytoplasm. Gene Ontology annotation, biological process: L-tryptophan biosynthetic process. Lineage: Eukaryota; Viridiplantae; Streptophyta; Magnoliopsida; Ericales; Theaceae.
CCCACCAUCCGCCGCCCGCCAUACCCCCAGAAAUCAAAACCCACCUCUCUCUCUCUCUCUCUCUCUCUCUCUCUCUCUCAUGGCCACCGUCUCAUCUCCAAACCCUAGUUGCAGAACAAUCCACAUUUCUACCUCUCUUCCCAAACCCUACCCUUCCUUCUUCAAUCCCUUCAUCCUCCCCAAAUUCUGUGUCUCCCCUAGGUCUUCUUCCAUCUCCUGUACUUUCACCCGAGACUCUCCGACUCGCCCAAUGGAGCUCCAAGACCAGAGUUUGGUUCGCCCCCGACUCGGGGUUCUCCAGAGACCUGACUCGUUCGGCCGAUUCGGCAAGUUUGGUGGGAAGUAUGUACCUGAAACCCUCAUGUACGCUCUCACCGAGCUCGAAUCUGCGUUCAAUGCUCUCGCCGCAGACCAAGACUUCCAGAAAGAGCUGGAUGUGAUACUGAAAGAUUAUGUUGGUAGAGAGAGCCCUCUGUAUUUUGCAAAACGGCUUACUGAGCACUAUAAACGUCCCAAUGGCGAAGGGCCACACAUUUACCUCAAGAGGGAAGAUCUUAAUCAUACUGGUGCCCACAAAAUCAACAAUGCUGUGGCUCAAGCUUUGCUAGCCAAGCGCCUGGGGAAGAAACGCAUUAUUGCUGAAACGGGGGCUGGUCAGCAUGGAGUUGCCACUGCUACUGUAUGUGCUCAGUUUGGCUUAGAGUGUGUUAUUUAUAUGGGUGCUCAAGAUAUGGAAAGGCAAGCUUUAAAUGUGUUUAGAAUGCAGCUUCUUGGUGCUGAGGUUAUACCAGUUCAUUCCGGGACGGCCACACUGAAGGAUGCUACAUCAGAAGCUAUACGGGAUUGGGUGACUAAUGUGGAAUCAACCCAUUACAUAUUGGGAUCUGUUGCUGGGCCACAUCCAUACCCCAUGAUGGUUCGAGAGUUUCAUGCAGUGAUUGGUAAAGAGACAAGGAAACAGGCAUUGGAAAAAUGGGGUGGGAAACCAGACGUUCUUGUUGCAUGUGUUGGUGGAGGUUCAAAUGCCAUGGGACUCUUCCAUGAAUUUGUUAAUGAUGAAGAAGUUAGGCUGAUUGGUGUGGAAGCUGCAGGUUUUGGAUUGGAUAGUGGUAAGCAUGCCGCUACCUUGACAAAAGGAGAGGUUGGCGUGCUGCAUGGAGCUAUGAGCUAUUUAUUGCAGGAUGAAGAUGGGCAAAUAGUCGAGCCCCAUUCCAUUAGUGCAGGACUAGAUUACCCUGGUGUUGGACCGGAACACAGCUUUCUGAAAGAUUUAGGACGUGCUGAAUACUAUAGCAUCACGGAUGAAGAGGCAUUGGAAGGGUUUAAGAGAUUAUCUAGACUAGAGGGCAUAAUUCCAGCUCUGGAGACAUCUCAUGCAAUUGCGUAUCUGGAGAAGCUGUGUCCCACCCUCCCAAAUGGAACUAAGGUUGUGCUUAACUGCAGUGGCAGAGGAGAUAAGGAUGUUCAGACUGCCAUUAAAUAUUUGCAGAUUUAAUAAUAAUAAUAAUAAGAAGAAGAAGAAGAAGAAGAAUGGUGCUUGUAUGAUAAUGUCAUAGGACCCAGAAGGGUUUAAUCCUCAAGAAAUAUCCUUUUUCGAGUUUUUUUCUCUUUUUCCAAAGGGUCUGUUUUUUGUAUGAAGGAAAAGAAAUUUUGUUCCGUUGAAUUUGAAUUUGACAACUUUCAAUUUUAGUCAAAAAAUUAUUGUAACUUAUCUCAUCA